Durusdinium trenchii is the source of this 2805-nucleotide messenger RNA. The record is from the annotation of a GenBank genome assembly. Lineage: Eukaryota; Dinophyceae; Suessiales; Symbiodiniaceae.
CGAGGGGUGGUCUGUCGCAGCGUGUGUGUGUGUGGUCUGUCGCAGCGUCGAGUGGUUGUCCAGUGGAGUACGUACCGGUUGAGCAGCGUAGAAAAAACCUCUGUGAGGGCGGAGUACAAACAGGAAGGUUUUCCCACUUCGAUGAUUCGGAGUGUCAAUCCCACCCUUGGAAAACACGGCGUGUUCACCGAUUGCUUCUCCGUCUCCAUGUAGAUGAGGCCCCAGGUGCUCGGUGGCGGGUCAUGACCCACAUACCAGGUGAGGUCAACAUGGCUUUGAUCCACUUGCAUUGCAUGUAGGUGACCCUGUCGUACGUGUUGGGGGGGUGGCUUGCACCGGCCCUGCCCGACCAAGUACUUUUUUGCAGAGAUGAACUUGGACCCCCCAAAGCACCUGGGUUGUAGAGGAAAAUGGUCCAAACCACGGAUCAAUUCUGAGGGUUCAUGUCGUCAUCUGCACCGGGGGUAUGGGGGGCAAGCCUGCCCAAGCAAGUAUUCUGGUGGACCACUGUGUUCUGGACCAAAUCACUGGCAGGCAUGAAAGUUGCUUACAGGAUUUCUGGCAUUUCUAGUCAACCCAAAGUCUGAGGAAGUGAAUCCCCCCAAAUUCCAGGCUACUGGCCAGCACCAGGAACAUGCUUUUGGACACGACGAUGUCUUUUCCUUCCAUUCGCACCCAUUUUUCCCUAGGGUGCUGGGGAUCUCAUGGCUUAAUUCAAACCCUCCAGCCUGAACCCCCCCUGGUGUUUUUCCAAAACGAACAGAAUAGACAUCCAGUCGGGAGUCAGACGCAAGUCUCGUUCCUGAGGUCGGACCCCCUCGAGGCGCAGAUGAAGACGACAGCGCCCCGACGGUCGCGCCCGUCGUGCAGCGAGGUCUCAGACUCCGGUCAUGCAUGGCGUUCGGACGAAUCAGGAAAGGUAGCUCCCUGAGUUCUCCUUUUGCUUGAAAAACAGAUGUACUUUGUAAUUGACCAUGAUUAUUUGUACUACAAUCAUGGAGAAGGUUGAGAUAGAAUGGAAUGAUGGAGGGGAUAGGGCCGGAUAGGGGGUGGAAUCAUCAAGCAUGGAAUGGAAACCAGUGGUUGUGUGCAAGCUGCGCAUGCUGGCGCCAUGUGGGUCUCCCAGUCUCACCAAGAUCAGUGAAGACAUAAAUCCUGUCAGUGGAUAAGCUGUGGCCUCUUUUUGAAGAAUGAUUGGUUUCCACAAGAUGAGCAGCUGUGGAUGUGUUGCAAACAACGGAGGAACGAAAGGUAUUCUCCAAGAGGUCUUGUUGGGAAGGUUUUGGGAGGCUUCAAGGUCGUCCUCAUUCGCAAGUCGGAGCAAGUCCUUGUUGGGUCAAAGUGGUCGUCCUCAAUGGACUUCCAUCUUGAAGAUCUGGAUCUCGAAUCGUAUGUGAUCUUGAAUCACAUGGAUUGUGGAUCUUGAAGAUCUGAUCGGAAGGUCUCAGACGUUCGGAAGGUCUCAGCUCCCGUCAACCGCCCGUACCAGGCCCCUCGGGCCCCGCUGGCCCAUCGGUGGGCCCUGCCCGUGGUCCGGUCGGACCUGGGCCGAGAGGUCAGGGCACAGGGAGAGCCCAUGGGUCCCAUGGGUUGAUGUGGGUCCAUUUUGAUUGGAAGAAAGGGAAAGAAUCAGAAACAACAUGAAAGGACAUGUUGAACCGGUCUUGGGCCAUGAAACUCCUCCACGAACCUACAUAUGAUCACAUAUACCAUCAUAUACCUAUAAAGUACUCAUUGCAUUGGACCUCCGUUUUGCUAGGAAAAGGUCAUAUUUUGGAUCGUCAGUUGAUGCUCCAAAACAGGGGUCACUCAGGUUCUAGGUAUAGGGUCGGGGUUGGGGGAAGUUAAGGGGUUGCUUGGGAGCGGUGAUGUGUUCGCUCUUUGGUCUCCUUCCAGCUGCACCAGGUCGGUUCUGCUCACCAGCUGGCCGCCGAGUAUGUAAGAUUCGUUGGGGAUAUCUGGGACGAUCGCGCUCAGCCCGGCCCGGGCAUGUUCGAUUUCCGACUCAGGAGUUAGAUUUCGAAGGCUAAGUCUCGGGUGGUUCAGCCUCGUCUUCACGUACCUUCUGGGAAGGUCUUUGGAGCAGGGUCUGGGUUCUUGGUUCUUUUGCGAAACUCUUCUAUGUCCAGAUGUGCGACAGGGGUGUUCUUUCUGGUUUCGCUGCGAGCAACCUCGUGAGGGAUGAAUAGGACUUGACGUCCAAGACCCUAUACUUUGGGCAGCCCAGUAGUAUGCUUAUGCACUGGGAGCAUGGAUAUGAACCUAUUGGUUGCCACCCCAAACCCCACCCCUGGACACCACUUAAGGCAAAGUGCACAAGCCUACCAAGCUAAACUCAACCGAUACUAAUACUUUUCCAAACUUUUUCCCUUUAGAGAAAUAUAAAGAUGUAACCAUGGUUCCUGACCGCAACCGAUAUGGUACUGUAAUUGCUUCACGUCACGUUCGCUCUGCAGAAGCACAUUGCUGGGCUGGGCAAGCCACGCCAAUCACUCCGAUUGGAUGCACAGCAUUUCCAGCGGUCCAACCGGGAGGUCCCAGCGUCGGUCCUGCCGUCGGGCCUAGUGUGGGCCCUGCCGUGGGCCCUGCCGUGGGCCCUGCCGUGGGUCCAGCUGGCCCGCCCGAGAAGCGAAAGGCGGAGAAGGUGGGUCCCGCCAAGCCCGGUGCGGCCGGCCCUUCAAAGCCCAAGAGACCGAAGGCCUAGGCGCCAAGGCCCGGGGAGCUUCGCUUUUGCCGACGCGAAAAGCGGAGAGGGGAGAAAAAAGAGGGGAGUGGCCGCUUGGUUGAGCAUGCAGUGAUGGACGG